Molecule: messenger RNA, 781 nt
Organism: Brassicogethes aeneus
Lineage: Eukaryota; Metazoa; Arthropoda; Insecta; Coleoptera; Nitidulidae
Source: the annotation of a GenBank genome assembly
AUGGGCAAACCCAUUACCAAAAGGGUGUCAAAAUCGAAUUCCCGUGAAGUGACUCUAACUGGAGUGGAACGCGAGACAUCCGGAGAGUACAAGUGCGAGGUCUCGGCGGACGCGCCUCUCUUCCACACCGACAUUCGAGCUGCCAACCUCCUUGUCGCUAGUAUUCCGGAAGAAGGGCCCGUACUGAGAACAGAGGUUCAGAAAGUGGCACCGGGUGCUGAGAUUAGAGCCAAUUGCACUACUGCAGGAUCAUUCCCCAGUAUGAACGUGACUUGGACUAUUAACGACAAAGAGAUUUCUUCAAAAUACAAAUACGACAUUCAAAACUCCAUAAUCCGAUACGAUGCCCUACCAGGAUUGGAAACCGUUCGUUCUGCAAUCUCGAUUCGCGAGGCACCCGACUUGUUUAAAAGUGGCAAAAUGAGACUAAAAUGCACUGCUACUAUGUUUUCCCUAUACAGGGCUGCCAAAGAAGCUGAAAUACAAGAAGAUGCUCCACGACUGGCUCUUAUCAUGGAGCCAACCAACCAUCCCAAUCAAGGAUCGGGUAGUGUUGUUAGAAAACUAACCAGCACGCCCCUGCUCUUGUCAAUAUUCUACGUCCACCUUUACACUUGGUUAAGAAAAAUUUGUUUUUAAUUGUGAAGUGGUUAAUUAAUGUGAUAGUGUGUAAGUAAUGAGUUGAUUUAAGACAAGUCUUGUUACUGAAUCAAGUGUGAUUUAAAAAAAGUAUUUUUUAGUAAAUAAGGAGUAUAAACGGACAUUCAAUGUAUAAAAUGUA